Messenger RNA from Pochonia chlamydosporia 170, 1320 nucleotides. RefSeq names its product C6 zinc finger domain-containing protein. The record is from RefSeq and is a predicted model, not a curated record. The transcript is spliced from 3 exons. NCBI's taxonomy places the organism in Eukaryota, Fungi, Ascomycota, Sordariomycetes, Hypocreales, Clavicipitaceae. The coding region runs from base 1 to 1320 and encodes 439 amino acids.
AUGCUUCGCAUGCAGAACAAUUAUGCCGAAAAUAGUGUGCGGAUGCGAGUUAAGAAAGCUAAGGCAAAGAGAAGAGAAGAGACAUCACAAAUGGUAACUAGCAUUCCUCCAAUAGUGUACAUUGCUCCUGAGGUGCACAGUUGGAAUCGUUUCUAUCAAGACUAUAUUAUGGAUUCUGGUAUAGCUGUCUUCAACACUCUCCCUAGCUUUAACACCGACGGCUCCUCAACAUGUUUCUUAGAGGCGCUACAGGCAGUGACGUUAGCUAGCUCGGCCAACCAAUUGCGUCAGUCUCCAUUAAUGGUCCGAGCCAGGAGACACUAUGGCACAGCAAUAGUCACGCUUAAAGCCACGCUUGAUGAUCCAAGGCGGGUAGGAGACGAUUCGAUACUGAUAGCUCUAUUUCUACUUUCACUCUAUGAGAUAAUUGUCGCAGAGGCUAUCACAGCCGUUUCAACGGAUCCGAACUUGCAAUGUCAGAUCCACUUCCACGGCGUAUUGGCUUUGCUUCAAUGGCGAGCUAAGCAUGCGCAAGAUUCUGAAUUAGAUCGAGGAGUGUUUGUAUUUUUCUGUCAUAUUGCCUUAAUGAGUAUGUUUGUUAAUUACGAGCCCUGCGACGCCAAGUGGUCAGCCCUGGAGAGCUUUUCGAAUCCAUGGGCAAAUCAACCGCUAGAACCUAUACUUGCCAGAGCUGUCGAUUUCAAGAGGCGAGCUCGCACUCGAGUCUUCCUGAGGGUCGACCGUCCUCCUAGCGAGGAUGUGCUACAGCUUAUCGAAGACGGGAUUAGUAUUAGCGAAGACCUCAAGAAUGUGGCCGCCAACAUCAGGGCCGCAAAUUCAACUUUACCUUCAUAUCAACGAUCGACCGCAUUCAAUAACAUGCUUGAAAUUUCUACCAAAACAACUGAAGCUAUAGCAAGAAAUCUAUAUCAAGUCGUCAGGUAUCAUACAAUUGAGCUUAUUCUGGGCCUCAUCGCGUUUGUAAAAGACGAACUAGAUGGAACUGACUGUAAGAACGCUUAUCCGAUGGUCCCAUCAAAUUGUAUCUCUAUCCUAGACGAGAUAUGCGAAAGCAUUUGCGGUAUACUCGGUCUUGGUAACAACUGCGACGUCGAAGACAACAGCAAAGGUAUGGGCUACCGAGUUUAUUGCACGUUCUGGCCCAUGGUGAUUCUACUGUUCUCUCCACUGGUCGAGGAGGAGAAGAGGGUAUGGAUUGAAGAUAAACUUCGAUAUAUGGGCGAGACAACAGGAUUCGGCAUGGCAACUUGGUCGGUCAAAAUGGCAAAGUCUGUACACGUUGUCCUGCCCAAAAGGUAG